AGACAGGCAAGCUGAUGUACGUGAUGCACAACUCUGAAUAUCCCCUCAGCUGCUUCGCUCUCUUUGAAAAUGGUCCCUGCCUCAUCGCAGAUGCCAACUUCGAUAUCCUCAUGGUGAAGUUGAAAGGCUUCUUCCAAAAUGCCAAGGCGAACAAGAUAGAGAGCCGGGGUACGCGCUACCAGUACUGUGACUUCUUGGUGAAGGUGGGCACAGUCACGAUGGGACCCAGUGCCCGUGGGAUAUCUGUGGAGGUGGAGUACUGCCCCUGUGUGAUAGCCAACGACUGCUGGAACCUGCUGAUGGAGUUCAUGCAGAGCUUCAUGGGGAACCACACUCCUGGCAUCCCAUCUGUGUUCAGCACCAAGCAUGACAGUGUCUACAGCCCAGCGGACACGAUGGUUCAGUACAUGGAGCUGUUCAACAAGAUCCGCAAGCAGCAGCAGGUUCCUGUAGCGGGGAUCAGAUGAAAGGACACCCUGGAGCUUGGUUUAGAGCGACCACAUCCUCUUUUCUCCCCUGCCCGUGUGGAUCAGGAGUCCCUCCAAAAAGCAGCACUGGAGGCAACCAAGGUUUUGGUUUUUUUUUCUCUUCUCAAUCUCUUUUCCCCUGUUUCAAAGCAAAGGUCUUGAAUGUGAAUGCUCUGCUUAUUUCUUGUUCUCCUCC
Messenger RNA from Antrostomus carolinensis (chuck-will's-widow), 663 nucleotides. It is a transcript of the gene MED20, whose product is annotated as mediator complex subunit 20. Gene Ontology annotation, biological process: regulation of transcription by RNA polymerase II. The transcript is spliced from 2 exons. Lineage: Eukaryota; Metazoa; Chordata; Aves; Caprimulgiformes; Caprimulgidae. The record is from RefSeq and is a predicted model, not a curated record. Gene Ontology annotation, molecular function: transcription coactivator activity. Bases 15 to 467 code for a protein of 150 amino acids. Gene Ontology annotation, cellular component: mediator complex.